Molecule: messenger RNA, 2148 nt
Organism: Rhinocladiella mackenziei CBS 650.93
Lineage: Eukaryota; Fungi; Ascomycota; Eurotiomycetes; Chaetothyriales; Herpotrichiellaceae
Exons: 1
Coding region: 1-2148 (715 amino acids)
Biological process (GO): ribosomal large subunit biogenesis
Cellular component (GO): nucleolus; Noc2p-Noc3p complex; Noc1p-Noc2p complex
Source: RefSeq, a predicted model, not a curated record
AUGGGAAAACAGACGAAAGCAACGAAGAAAUUCGAGAAGAACCGCCUAAAAGGUACGAUCGAUCGAAGGAAAGAAUUCGCAAAAGUCAAACAACGACAUCAACAGAAGGCCAAGAAGAAUCAAAGAGCCGCACAGAGACAAGAGGCCCGGAAAGAUGAAGGAGACUCUGAAUCUGAUAUGGAGGGGGAAGAUGGAGUUAAGAUGAACGAGGACGAAUAUUUUCAAGAAGGAUUCAUGAUACCGGAACAUGAAACGAUGGCUACAUCAAAGGACAGGACUAGGAAACGCAGGAGGGCUGGGGCCAUUGAGGACGUCCAAACAUCCUCAGUGUCGGAUAAAGAUGGCUCGGAUGACGAGGCGGGCGAUCACAAAGGCCAAUUGGCGGCACUGGCACAGAAAGAUCCCGAGUUCUACAAGUACCUGCAGGAGAAUGACGCCGAGUUGUUGGACUUUGAUGAAGAUGGCGAUCUUGCGGAAGUUGAUGAUCUCAGCGAAGGAGAACCUCCCGCCAAAGACCGAAAGACCAAGGAAUCGCAAGACACAACAGUUCCCGUCGAGGUUACACUGUCCAUGGUCGAGAAAUGGAAACCUUCAUUGACCGAGCAAUUUUCCAUUAGAGCGCUGCGGCAAGUUGUGCUAGCAUUUCGGGCUGCCGCUCACGCAGGCGACGAAGAGGAUAAAGCAUUCAAAUACAGAAUUCCAAAUCCGGAGGUAUAUCAUGAGGUUCUGAUGACGGCACUGAAGCAGGUCCCCAAAGUCCUCGCACACCAUCUUCCAGUCAAGGAGUCUGCAGGAGGCAAAGUGCGCGUCCCGACUGAGAUACCGAAGUUCAAGACUCUGGCACCCCUGAUCAAAUCCCAUGCUUCAUCCUUACAUUGUCUGCUUGGGCACCUCUCAGACACAAAUACGUUACGAUUAACCCUCCAAUCAUUUGAGCCGCUGUUACCGUAUUUACUGCAAUUUCGCAAAUUCUUGAAGGUGAUUACCAAGGCAGUGGCAUCAGUCUGGUCAGAUAACUCUUCUGAUGAAGCAACGAGAAUCGUGGCUUUCAUCGUCAUCCGCCGACUGAUGGUCGUCGGGGAUGCAGGAAUUCGAGAAUCUGUCCUGAAGGCAACAUAUGAAGGUGUUGUCAGAGGCAGCCGAAGCACGACUAUUCACACUCUCGCUGGUAUCAACCUGAUGAAGAAUUCAGCCGCCGAGAUCUGGGGCAUCGAUCAAAAAGUCAGCUACACAACCGGCUUCACAUUCAUCCGGCAGCUCGCUAUUCACCUGCGUGGACAUAUCACCAAGCCCACAAAAGAUUCGUACAAAACCAUCUACAAUUGGCAAUUUGUACAUUCGCUUGACUUUUGGUCUCGCGUUUUGUCGACGCACUGCAAUUCCCUCCUUGAGGCACAACACGGCAAACAAUCACAAUUAAGACCACUGAUCUACCCUGUUGUGCAGGUCACGUUGGGGGUCAUGCGACUCAUCCCUACAUCGACCUACUUUCCUCUUCGAUUCCAGCUCAUGCGGUCCCUGCUGCGCAUCUCGCAAGCGACAGAAACAUAUAUUCCCCUCUCCGCAGCCCUUCUGGAGGUGCUCAACUCGGCGGAGAUGAAGACACCGGCAAAAGCAUCGACUCUCCGGCCCCUCGAUUUUUCGUCGAACAUCAGAGCACCCACCUCUUAUCUGAAGACAAAGGCGUACCAGGAAGGAAUCGGGGAGCAGGUAGUCGAACUGUUCUCCGAGUUUCUCGUCUUGUGGACAAAGAGCAUCGCAUAUCCGGAGCUACAACUGCCGGUGACAGUGAUGCUUAAGCGAUGGCUGAAAGCUGCGUCCAAAGGUGGCGGGAACAGGAACAGCAAACUGAACCAAGCGCUUCUGUUGCUGGUGCAGAAAUCCGAAGCGAACGCAAAAUGGAUUGAAGAGAGGAGGAAUAAAGUUAACUUCGCGCCCAAGGACCGCACGGAGGUCGAGGCCUUCCUCAAGGAUAUUCAGUGGCAGGACACGCCCCUGGGAGCGUUUGUGGUCGCGCAAAGAAAAUUGAGAGAAGAGAGAAAGAUAGUGCUCGAACAGGGCAGGAAAGAGCAGGAUCGGAAGCAGAAGGUUGAUGCUAAUGAAGAUGAGGAUGAGGAUGAGGAUGACGAGAUCGGGAUAGCGGGAUAG